Pundamilia nyererei is the source of this 1951-nucleotide messenger RNA. RefSeq names its product signal-induced proliferation-associated 1-like protein 2. The transcript is spliced from 7 exons. The record is from RefSeq and is a predicted model, not a curated record. The coding region runs from base 344 to 1042 and encodes 232 amino acids. Lineage: Eukaryota; Metazoa; Chordata; Actinopteri; Cichliformes; Cichlidae.
UAUGUUGAAAAUUGAAUUGAUGAAUCAAUGAUUGAUGGUUGACGUAUGGAUGAAUGGAACAAAUGACGGAUGGAUGUUGAUAAAUGGAUGAAAGGUUGAGAGAGGGAGGAAUAAUGGAUAGAUGAAUGACAGAUGAUACAAGAUUGGAUUAUUGCUGAUGGAUGGUUGAAUGACCGAUGAAUAGAUGAAGGAUGAAAAAAUGAUGGAUGAAUGCUGACCUUUUACUUCCUUCCUCAGUGACUGUCAUGAAUCCACCAGCUGGUCUGAGGGCAGGUCCAAAACCAGUUCCUCUACCAGCUCACCUGAGGCCUUAAUCACAUGUAAAGAAGGCUCCACUAAGGAAAUGGGGCUUACUCAAGAGGGGGAGGGGCCGAAGAGAUCCAGCAGGUCCAGCAGAUUCAGCUGUGUUCCAAUAAAAGAUGUUGGCGUGAAGCAAUUUGAUGUCACUGCAGGUGAACAGCCCAUCAGAGUCCCUGGUGUUCCUCCUCCGUCUCCAUGGAGAUGUCUGACCCACACGAUGUCACGUGACAUGUUGUACGGGAUUUUGUUUCGCUGUUCUCAGCUGCCGUCGGACCACCUGCCCCCACGUAUCAACAGCACGCUACCACCCACCAUCUGCAGAAAACUGCCACUGCCGCUACAGAGGAGUAACCGCUCUUACUCUGACAACUUAUUGGCUCUGAGGUCUGGAGUUAAACACAUGCCGCUCCCACGAGCUUCAUCACAGCUGGACUGGCUUGACCUGGAGAGCACUCAAGCCUUCAAAGCGGACAUCAAUCAGACACAACGCACACUGGGGGUGACAUCACAGAGCUCCGCCCUGGAGGACAGUGACAUCACAGCCCGCUCCCUCUCAGGUGAAGUCCUCCAACUGGAAGAGAUUCUUCAGCAGCUGCAGCUCGACCUGCUAAAGGAGCAGCGGGACAAAGCUGUGCUGCAGCAGCAGGUGCUGAGCCUCCGUCAGGAGAACCACCGCCUGCAGGAGGAGAGUCACAUCAGGAGGUUCGCCGCCUGGAUGCUGCGCCAGGAUUCGUUACCAUAGUAACACCACUAGCAUUUACUGAACAUUCAGCACUGUGUCACAUGACUCGCAGCGGAUCGUGGUGACGACGAAGAGUUUGAACCGUGAGCAGAACAAUCGAACAGCACGAAGCAGCACGCUGAAUGAAGAUGAGGUGAUCUGAUGGGAUCAGUCACAGCUCGGCUGACCGGUCUCGUCAGUCCUCCUAGAAGUAGGCGGAGCCUCUCUAUGAUUCUUGCUGUUAUUUGUUUUCACACAGAGGCGCAGUGAGUUAGUCGCAGCAGGAGCUGACCUCCGUGCGCCUCCACCUCUGUCAGCAUCGGAGCAGCUGGCGACGAUGAGCUUUUACUAAACGCCUCAGCGCAGAUGUUUAAGGAUGUUUUCUCUUCAGACUGUGGAUCAUACAGAUGUUUGAUCCAAGCUGAAUCAGCUGAUCCAGAAUCAGCUGAUUUAUCCAAAACUCUUCUUUCAUGUGUAAAGAGAUCCUGCUCUCUUUCUGCUGUUACGUGUCUUUAUUUUUAUGAAGGUUUACAUCAGAAUUUACUUUUUUGGCCUAGUUUUCCUGGAGAUGAUGUGAUUAAUACUGUAAGUACAGCAGCAUUCACAGAUAGGUUCUUACUCAGAAACAUUUUCAUCAGGUCGAUCGUUUUUAUAUCUGUAUAUAAAAAAUAUGUAUUUCAUUUGGUCAGCAAUGAGCAGCCUGAGGAGGCGCUGUGAAGCCGCAUGUGUUUAAGCUGGCUGCAGGCCUGAUGUGGAUGAAGGUGAGCAAAGGUAAACGUGUAGUGGGCCCUGAGCGGUCACAUGACCGAGCCUCCGGGUCUGUGGACUUCAUAAACUCGGUGGGGCUUCAGGAGGAGCUGCCAAUCAGCUGCCAGAGGCCGCCCCCUGGUGGAAGUAGCUGUGUAAUAAAAACUCAGUUUGUUCACCAUG